Molecule: messenger RNA, 1212 nt
Organism: Sitodiplosis mosellana (orange wheat blossom midge)
Lineage: Eukaryota; Metazoa; Arthropoda; Insecta; Diptera; Cecidomyiidae
Exons: 2
Coding region: 194-1180 (328 amino acids)
Source: RefSeq, a predicted model, not a curated record
ACAACAACAAGGAUGGCAGCAACAACAAGGACGGCAACAACAAGGAUGGCAACAACAAGGAUGGCAACAACAACAACAACAAGGAUGGCAAAACUCCAACGGACAAGCGAACAAUGGGAACAACUUCGGUUAUUAUAAUGGACAUGACAAUCAACCAAAACCAUUUGAUCAACUAACCAACGGUCGACUUUUCAUGGCAAAACGAUAUUUCCUAACUUCGGGUAACUCUAAAUGGAUAACUAUUGGUAUUCAACCACAAUCAAAACUCUUAUCUUCUGAAGCCAGUGGGUUUUACGUCGACAUUCUUAUUGAUGGCAACAAGGGGUCAAUGUGUUUGAAUGGUAUUACGGGGUUUAAAAAAGUGUGUAGAGCCUUACGUCAAUUCGAAGAAUUUCGUUUUUCAUAUCCAUCUACUAUGAGUUCAUAUGAUGCGCUUACAGACGAAAUAGAAUUUUGUGUUUCAAAAAAACUUAUCGGUGCGUCCAUUUGUUAUAAUAUUGUAAAUACAAUAACCGGUGAUAUGAGUUUCUUAGCGGUGACAUCCGUAAUGGAGUUACUGAAAAUUGAAAAGUUGAUUAUUGCAGCUGCAAAUAAUAUGGACAACAUGGUAGCGGAUAUUGAAUCGAAAUUCACUGAAUUAACUCGCAAAUUCUCAUCUGACUUUUCGACAAACAUGAACACUAUCGAAAGUUCGGGUGAUCUGUUUGCCGUUGAAAUUUUAACAAAUUUCAAUGAGCUUUUUAAAAUUUGUGUGGAAGAGAUGGCACGCACUCAGCAGCUUGCUGCUGCUACAGCACCGAGUGCUCCCACAACACGAAAACGAGCAGCAGCAGCACCAAAACCAAAAGCAAAUAAAAAAGCUGCCAUUCAACCACCUGUUCAACUACCUGUUGUUGUUAAUCAAGGUGAGCAGACUGUUCAAGCCGAACAGAAUGUUCAAGCUGAGCAGACUGUUCAAACUGAACAGAAUGUUCAAGCUGAACAGACUAUUGAAGCUAAAAAGACUGUUUCCGCUGAACAGUCUGGUAAGCAGAAGACUUACAAACAGUCUGACAUCGAUGGGUUGACCGCAAGUGGUCAAAUCAUCGAUUUAAGCGAAUUGAUCGACUACGAUCCCGUAUCGGAGAACGAUGGUGAAGCAGAAGAAGAAGAAGAAGAAGAAACAGCUACUCAAAUGUAAUUGAAAAAAUAAAAUUUCAAUAAAUUGUAGAA